This is a messenger RNA of Enterobius vermicularis (human pinworm), 4371 nucleotides long. The record is from the annotation of a GenBank genome assembly. NCBI's taxonomy places the organism in Eukaryota, Metazoa, Nematoda, Chromadorea, Rhabditida, Oxyuridae.
AUGAAGAGGGGACCUGUGAAGAAAGCUGUCAGGUUAUGCAAUACUACGACAGAGGCGGUUGUUGGCUUGUUAACGCGAUUCAUGAUGAAGGUUCGCUUAUGCGUAAAAGGCGAUAGUUGUUCUGCAUGUGUUUUGCCAACUGAAGCUUCGGAAACGUGUUCAACUAAACGACAUCAAAAAAUAAGGCUUUUAUCAUGCGACCAAAAAACCAGCAUUGUCGUCGACGACGAUACCAAAUAUUUCAUUUGCGAGAAAGGACGGUGGAAUGUACAAAAUUGUGGGGAAAAAAAUAAGCUCAAGUUGAGGUUCAAUGGUACCGAAUGUGUUGAUCCAGUACUGUUACCACUUCACGCUCAAGCAACAUCUGGAAGUGGGCGAGUCGGCGACGUAUGUUCCUUCAAUACCGACUGCCUAAGUGGGAUGUAUUGUUCUAGUGGUAUCUGUAGAUGUCUUUCAACCUACGUAGCGGUGGAUAGCUACUGUUAUGAGAAAAUAAAUCCUGGUCAGUCUGGAUGUUUUUACGACGAUCAGUGUUUUGCUGUUUGGCCAGAUGCAUACUGCAAGGCUGGGACCUGUUUUUGUCCUGCAGAUUACAUGAGUGCAGUGAAGACGCGGGAUGGCGUUGUUUGUGUUUCAGUAGCAUCUGGAGAGCCAAGCUGUCCUCUUCCUAACAUACCUGGUCCGAAUUCUCCAGCAUCCAUUGUUGUUCUGCCAGCUCCACUAGGCUCACUUGGAAUUACGGUCGCAGCAUGCAAUCCUCAAAGUUCUUCACCACCAAGCAGCGAAUACGAUUUGGUGAAUAAAUCGGCAGAAUUUACAUGCUCUGUUAGUGGUAUGAACGGUGAACCUAUAGAUGUUAGUGAUAUAUAUGACUGCAUUGAUAAUUCUCAUUUUUGGCAGUCUAUGGGGGUCAACACGCAAAGCCAUCCAGUUGGAGUUUGCUGUAUGAACCGAGCUUUCACCUGCGCUCAGCCUCGUAAAGGUGAAUCUGAUGCGGUCGGAACUGUGCCUAGAUGGUGGUUUAAUUCAGUCAGCGGUGCAUGUCAGCAGUUUCUGUUUGAUGCGGAUUCUAUGGAAGUAUCACCAAAUAAUUUUGAAACUCUGGAGCACUGCGAAGCAUACUGUAAAGAUGCAUGUCCACGGGGCAAUCCAGCUUACUCAAAAGGAAGUAUAGCGAACCAAUACCCAAUUGGUGGUUGUUCUCCAGCUUCUCCUUGUGAGGACGGUUUUGAGUGUCUGGACAUAUCGUCGAAUCAUUACUGCUGUCCAACCAGAAAAUCAAUAUGCAGCGAAUCCGGAGGACGGCCAAAGGAUAGUUCAGUAACGACGCCGUACGAUCCCGGACUUCGUUUUGAUCAUUUAACGGGAGACUCCUCACAUGUAAAUGUUGGUGUGAGCACCCGUUACUACUAUAAUCCUUCAAAUGGACAGUGCCAUUCAUUUACUUACAACGGUUUUCUUGGAAAUUUCAAUAAUUUUCCGACGUUAUCUGACUGUCAAAUUUUCUGCUCAAGAUUACAAUGUGCCUACGGAAAUCCGCUGGUGACUGGCGUAGGAAUGCCUCAAAAAUGUCAGCGGGACAGUGACUGUCCGGUAACUCACCAGUGUUCUGUUGAACGCGGAGUCUGCUGCCCAACACCACAAACUCUCUGUACUCAACCAGUGCGUCUUGGUGACUGCAAGCUUAGUGUUAGACAGUAUUGGUAUGAUGCUAAUACCAGGCAAUGCAAUGCCUUUUUAUAUACUGGCUGUCAGGGCAAUGACAACCGGUUUGAUACAAUGCACGACUCGGAACCUAAAUGUCCACAAGGACGUGCUUAUACGGAUAGCACUGGUAAAUUUUAUCAGUGUUCGGAUGCCAGUAUUUGUCCAGUCAAUUAUGAAUGUUUCUUUGACGGUCAAGUUUACGGUUGCUGUCCUAGCAAAGCUUUUACUUGUUCGCUACAGCCAAGCAAAGGAAUAGCAUGUGGUUCUGGCUCAUCUUAUCGUUACUAUUUUGACCAUACUAUUAAAGAGUGUCAGGCAUUUUUGUUUCUUGGAUGUGACGGAAAUUCCAAUAACUUUCCGUCUGUUGAGAAGUGUGAGGCCUACUGUGGUGUUGGAGGAUGUCCAAAUGGUGGAUCGCCACUUCGUGUCAAAAAUCAGUUACAAUCAUGUUCUGAAAUAGAUUCAUGUCCGCCAAGUUACGAGUGCUCAUUAAUUAGCAUUAGUGGACGGCCACAGCGACGCUGUUGUCCAACCCGCGCAUCCAUUUGCGCCCAGCCUCCACAGUUAGGAUUACAGAAUGAUAAAUGCAGUAACAGUUUUGCAAGCACGAGGUACUAUUUCAAUAUGGCACUCAAAGCAUGCACAGAAUACGCGUCCAACAGCUGCGAUCUAAGCUUGAACAGUUUUUCUUCAAAGACACAUUGUGAAAACUUUUGUCAUGCUGCAAGUUGCGCUGCUGGAGAUGUGGCAUAUGUGGUAAGCCAAAGAGUCUGUCCGGAUGGCGAAAAAGCUUUUAUUGACCCCAAAGAAAUUACUCCGAGAGAAUGUGCUCUGAAUGUUGACGGCAGUUGUCCAUCGGAUUAUGUUUGUCGCUUCAGCAUGCAACGUCGUCGUUACUAUUGCUGUGCCUCGUCUACUGGAUCAUUUUGUCCAAGGGGCAAAUCAUUAUUCUUGUACCCAGUAACACGUGCACCUAUAGAAUGCUCUAUCGAUGCUUUUUCAUCGUGUCCACCGUCAUAUUCCUGCCAAAGUCAUACGUCGGCAGCUUCUCAGGGCCAUUGCUGUUCCACGUUAGCAAUAUGCCCUAAUGAAGUCGAGUUUGCUAUUGAUCCAGUGACUCGUCUCCCUAUGACGUGCAACAAUGACCCGUUUGCUCCGUGUCCGAAUGGGUACACCUGUAUGACACAGCCGUCUACAAAAAAGAUGCACUGCUGUGCUGGGAAAAGCGUUAUCAAACCUUCUAAAAGUGAUGGUUGUCCUCCGCAUGAGUUCGUUUAUACUGAAAAUAAUGAAGUUCGUGUAUGUGAUCCAUUUAACGCUGAAAAUGUUCCUUGUCCGAAAGAUUAUACUUGUCAAUGGUCGACACAAAACCAACGUUACCAGUGCUGCGGCUCAAUUCCAGUCACUGAAGCACCAAAGACGAAUGACGGAUGUCCAGAUAAGCAGACAGCCUACCUCGAUGGCAAUGGUAAACCACAGGUUUGUACUGCUGCUGAACCGUCAUCGUGUCCACAUGGAUAUUUUUGUCAAUUUUCUUCAAAAAAUGUACAGUUUCAGUGUUGUGGUUUGAGUGGAGCUUGUCCGGAAGGAAGACUUGCAUUUGUUUCGUCAAACGGCUCCCCACAACGAUGUGAACCCGGCAGACUUUUUUGUAACGAAGGCUUUGACUGCAUCUUCAGUAGAGAUUAUGAUUUCAUAUGUUGCGCAAAUGAAACCUUUAUUGAAGGAUGCGAUCCUGGAGAAAUUUUGUUGAAUGGUAGAUGUUUACAUCGAGUUCUACCACUAGAAGCUUGUGAAUACAGCGAGCAAUGUAGAGGAGGGACAGUAUGUGAGAAGGGCAUUUGUAAUUGUCCUGAGGGUACAACCCUGCUUGACCUUUCUUGUGUACCGUUAGUGUGCGAGGAGAACCAGAUCAAAGUUGGCCAAACGUGUCUUGGUAAGGCUACAGUUGGUCAGCAGUGUAUCUCCUCAUUACAAUGUCUAGGUAAAUCAAAGUGCGUCUCAGGUAUCUGUGAAUGCGCGAGAGAUGAGGUAUUUCUUCGCGGUGAAUGUAUUGAAGUUCGUUCGCUUUGUCAAUUAGAAGGCGAACAGCCAUAUUGGAAUUCUGAAAACACGGAACCUCGUGCAUGUCUACGUAGUGAUCCAGACUCUUGCCCCAAGAACUUCACUUGUCAAUACAGUAAACCAAUUGACCAAGAUAUAUGUUGCGGCGUUGCAGAUAAUCCCAGAAAACUGAAACGAGGCAGUACGUGUCCGAAAGGCGGGAUUCCCUACCUGAUCAAUGGGAUUCCAAAAAACUGUGCAAAAGCACUUUGUCCAAGCGGCUAUAAAUGUACAUUAUCCGAUUCAGGUGGAGACUACAUCUGUUGUUCCUAUGAUAAACGAAAUAGGAUGGGUUCGUCGAACGUCGGAGGAGGCAUCUCGAUUGCUCAAAGUGGCAGUUGUCCACGUGGGUCGGCAUUGAUAUUUCCGUCGACUGGGCAACCGGUACAGUGUCAUCCAACCAAGAAGAAAUGCCCAUCUGGAUUUUCAUGCCUGAAAAGUCCUGGAACAUUUUUCUACCAGUGUUGUACCAAUGAUGUAAACUAUGGACGACGAGAUUCAACACGAUGGUCACGAAAUAUGCGCAAAUUUUUGCCUUCUCGGUUACAAAAAAUCUUCUGA